Messenger RNA from Salvelinus fontinalis (brook trout), 3375 nucleotides. RefSeq names its product segment polarity protein dishevelled homolog DVL-3-like. The transcript has 15 exons. Bases 364 to 2544 code for a protein of 726 amino acids. The record is from RefSeq and is a predicted model, not a curated record. Gene Ontology annotation, molecular function: frizzled binding. NCBI's taxonomy places the organism in Eukaryota, Metazoa, Chordata, Actinopteri, Salmoniformes, Salmonidae. Gene Ontology annotation, cellular component: cytosol. Gene Ontology annotation, biological process: intracellular signal transduction; canonical Wnt signaling pathway.
AUGUCGAUAGGAGGGGCUAUUCUCCCACAUCGGCGGACAGAUGUUACAACGAGCAGGGAAAGCGGUGUCCGCCGAUGUAGAGCGCAAUCCGAGGCUCAUAACAGGGGCAAAUUAACCCAAUUCCGUUAUUUUGUGAUGAGAGACUGCAACGAACAAAAAUAAUACCACGUUUUUACGUGUUUUAUUUGGACACAUCUGUCCGCAGUUGGCGUCGUGCAGGGUCCGCCUCACGAAGUGGAGCGAAGAGUUGACAACAGCCGGGAAACAGGCUAGAGGAGACACUGUGGAAUAUCCAACGCCAGGGAGGGAGAGAGCGGACACGGAGCUGGAUGUAACCGGAUUUACCCUCCCCAGCGGUUCGCCAUGGGGGAGACCAAAAUUAUCUAUCAUUUGGACGACCAGGAAACUCCGUACCUGGUCAAGUUGCCCAUCGCUGCCGACAGGGUUACUCUUGCCGACUUCAAAAAUGCCCUCAAUAAACCCAACUAUACAUUUUUCUUCAAAUCUAUGGACGAUGAUUUCGGGGUGGUGAAGGAGGAGAUCUCAGACGACAAUGCCAAACUUCCCUGUUUCAACGGCCGGGUCGUGUCAUGGUUGGUGUCAGCAGAUGGUUCUCACGGGGGUUCCGAUGGGGGUUCUAUGUGUGCAGACAGCCAGGCAGAGCUGCCACCCCCUUUGGAGAGGACCGGCGGAAUCGGAGACUCAAGACCCCCCUCUUUUCAUGCGAACGCCUCCGGCAUUCAGGACAACGAGACAGAGACUGAGUCGGUCGUGUUGCUAGAGAGAGAGAGGGAGCGGGAGAGAGACCGGGGCAGGGAGAGGGAGAGGCCGCUAAGAAUAGAAAAAGACACUCAUGACCAUGGUGGCAGGUUGAAUGGUCACACGCGUCCAGAGCGGGAGACGCGGCGACCGGAGCUGGCGGGGUACGAGAGCUCAUCCACGCUGAUGAGUUCUGAGCUGGAGACGACGAGCUUUGUCAACUCUGAAGACGAUGACGCAUCUAGUCGGUUCAGUGGCUCCACGGAGCAGAGCACUUCGUCGAGGCUCAUGAGACGACAUCGGCGGCGGCGGCGGCGGAAACUCAAAGCGCCACGGAUGGAGAGGUCGUCCUCUUUCAGUAGCGUCACAGAUUCCACCAUGUCACUGAACAUCAUCACUGUCACUUUAAACAUGGAGAAGUAUAACUUCCUGGGCAUCAGCAUUGUGGGUCAGAGUAACGAGAAAGGAGAUGGAGGAAUCUACAUCGGCUCUAUCAUGAAGGGAGGGGCAGUGGCCGCCGACGGACGCAUCGAGCCUGGAGACAUGCUGCUGCAGGUGAACGACAUUAACUUUGAGAACAUGAGUAAUGAUGAUGCAGUAAGAGUACUGAGGGAGAUUGUGCAUAAGCCAGGCCCUAUUACUCUGACUGUGGCUAAGUGCUGGGAUCCUAACCCUCGAGGAUGCUUCACACUGCCGAGAAGUGAGCCGAUCCGUCCCAUAGACCCUGCUGCCUGGGUGUCCCACACCGCAGCAAUGACGGGGGCGUACCCAGUGUAUGGUAUGAGCCCUUCUAUGACCACCAUCACCUCCACCAGCUCCUCCAUCACAAGCUCCAUCCCUGAGACUGAGCGGCUCGAUGACUUUCAUUUAUCCAUUCACAGCGACAUGGCAGCAAUCGCCAAAGCGAUGGCCAAUCCAGAGUCUGGCCUGGAGGUUCGAGACAGGAUGUGGCUCAAGAUCACAAUCCCCUCCGCCUUCAUAGGCUCGGACGUGGUGGACUGGCUCUACCAUUACGUGGAGGGCUUCACUGACCGCCGUGAGGCCAGGAAGUAUGCCAGCAACCUGCUGAAGGCCGGCUAUAUCCGGCACACCGUCAACAAGAUCACCUUCUCCGAGCAAUGCUACUACAUUUUCGGAGACCUCUGUGGCAAUAUGGCUAACCUCUCACUGGGAGACCACGAUGGGUCGAGUGGGGCGUCCGACCAAGACACCCUUGCUCCCCUGCCGCACCCCGGGGCUGCCCCCUGGCCCCUGGCCUUCCCUUACCAGUACCCCAUCCCACAGCCCUACAACCCACACCCUCUGCACGAGCCUCCCCAAAGCCAACCUGAAAGGGGGGGGAGUGCAGACAGCCAGCACAGCGAAGAGAGUCGUAGCAGCGGGUCCAACUGCAGUGGCAGUAAGAAGGAAGAGGCUGCUGGGGGGGCAGGCGGUGGUGCUGGUAGUGGCGAGUCCAAGUCCACAGGGAGCGGCAGCGAAUCAGAGCUGAGAAAGGAAAAUGCUCCCAGUGAUCGCUCAGUGGCGGUUCCCCCUAACGAACACAGCAUGCACAGCCUGAUCAACUUGGCCCACAGUGUCCACAGCACCCAUUCCCACAGCGGUAGCCUGGUGUACGGACCCCCCUGCCUGCCAGCCCAGCCGCCGCCCUCCCUCCCCAUGACGGCCCCCCCUGGGUCGCCCCCGGGCCGAGACCUAGCCUCCAUGCCCCCCGAACUCACCGCCUCACGACAAUCAUUCCGCAUGGCCAUGGGCAACCCCAGUGAGUUCUUCGUCGAUGUCAUGUGAUGUGUGAUCCAGAGGGCGGAUCCUCACUGCAUGUGUUCAGGAUGUCCUGGUACGGAGAGGAAGGAGGUGGUGGAGUAGGAGGAAAGGAGGUAGAGGCUAAGAGAAAGACAGGCGGUGCUGAGAGGAAUAUGGUUGUAACUGCAUAGCUCUCUUUCUGUCUGUCUGUCGCCAGUGUUGUGGCGCCUGUACUUUCUUCAGUGAAGAAAAUUGGUGUGGAUGCAGUUCUCUCUCCUUGAUACCCAUUAAAUAGACAAUUUUGUUCAUGUGUUCUUUUCCACAUCAAUUUGAGUGUGUGUGUGUGUCUGUGCCUGUGUGUGUAUAUGAGUGAGUGAAUAUGUUGUUGGAAUUGAAUGUUUUAUUUUUGUCAUUUUCUCCCUUUUCCUCUACAUGUGUCCCAUUCAACUGUGAUCGAAUCUCUGUGGAUCCUCCAUUGCAAACCCUCUUUAAAAAUCAACACAGUCCAUACUAGAUGGGAGAAGGCUCAGAAAGAGAGAGAGCGAUAGAGAGCGACUGUGGACCAUAGAGAUCCUAUUAAAUUACUAUUCUAAUUUAAAAAAUAUAUAAUUCCUAAUUUUAUACUGUGGACAAGGUUGUGUUCAUUAGGGCAUGCAACGGUUAAAAAACAUUUAGCAACAGGAAACAAAAAUUAUCCUUUCUUAUUGGAGAAAUAGGUUCAGGUAGUCCCUCCCUGUUUGUCUAUUUUCUUCCAUUUGGUGCCUAAUGAACAUGUCCCAGGUCCCAUGAAUGUGUUAAGGAUGUUGGUGUUUCUCUUUGUGAGUGUUCUCUGAGCUGACUCAAAUGAGCGUCCGAAAUAAAACAUAGAAAAUGAAA